AUGGGGCGAUCCGCUAGCUCUGCCGGGGCCACCGAGGCACCGCCGACUUCCUCUUCCGGCCCUGCCCGGAAGACGCGGAAACCCCCGACAGUGCUCGGGGAGUCCCUGCUUGGCAGCUGCGCGCUCUCCGCCUUUUGGAACCUGGAGCCGCUGCUUGCGGGCCUGGGCUUCUUCGGCCAGAUCUCCAUCCUUGUCAAACACCAAAUAACUCACAGCACAGAAAGACCCUAUGAGUGCAGCGAAUGUGGGAAGACCUUUAAACGUACUGCUGAACUCAUCAGACACUGGAAAAUUCACACAAGAGAAAAGCCUUAUGAGUGCAGCAAAUGUGGAAAAUCCUACACACGAAGUUUCAACCUUGUUGAACUCUACAGGAGCCACACCGGAGAAAUCAGUUAUGCAUGUUACACAUGCCGCAUAUGUGGAAAAUCCUUUAAACAAAGCUCCAAGCUCACUCUUCACAAGAGGGUUCACACAAGAGAAAGGCCAUAUGAGUGUGAUCAGUGCGGCAAAUGCUUUAACCAAAUCUCCAGUCUUAUGCAACACCAGAGCAUUCACACUGAAGAAAGGCCUUAUGAUUGUGCUGAGUGUGGGAGAUCCUUCAGCCGGAGGUUCAACUUCAUUGAACACCAAAAGUUUCACACAGGAGGAAGGCCUUACCAGUGUGGUGAAUGUGGGAAGUUCUUUAGCCGAAGCUCCAUCCUUAGUGUACAUCAGAGGGUUCAUACAGAAGAGAGCCUUGUGAGUAUGGGGAGUGUGGGAAAGUCUACAGAUGAGUCUCCAGCCUCAUUGAACACCAGAGGGUUCACACAGGAGAGAGGCCUUUUGAGCGCAGUGAUUGUGGGAAUUCCUUCAUCCAAAACUCCACCCUCACUAGGCACCAACGAGUUCACACUGGAGAGUUCAGUGGAGAGUUUGCUGGAGAUUUCAACGAAGAUUUCAAUGAUGAGUUAUCCAGAGAGUUCGCCUUGGAAAAUGCACUAUGAAUGCUGUCAAAACAGCAUACAUACUCUUUAA
Chrysochloris asiatica (Cape golden mole) is the source of this 1017-nucleotide messenger RNA. RefSeq names its product putative zinc finger protein 852-like. The transcript is spliced from 2 exons. Lineage: Eukaryota; Metazoa; Chordata; Mammalia; Afrosoricida; Chrysochloridae. Bases 1 to 1017 code for a protein of 338 amino acids. The record is from RefSeq and is a predicted model, not a curated record.